UGAGACCAGAAUCGCGCCGACGCGGCGAAAAAAAACACUCCGAAUUCUCUUAGAUUUCACGGUGAAAUUUCGCUUAAUUCCGCGGCGAUUUUUCUCUAAGAUUCGCCGUGUUUCUCUAGGAAUUCGCCGUGUUUCUCUAGGAAUUCACCGUGUUUCUCUAGGAAUUCACCGUGUUUUCUCUAGGAAUUCACCGUGUUUCUCUAGGAAUUCACCGUGUUUCGGUAAAAGUACAUCGUGCUUUGCCGUGCUUCCCGCAAGGAAUUUGCGAGCCUACCUUAAGCUAGGGUCGAACUAAUAUUGUCUAUAAUACAUUUGUAAAUUGAAGGGGUUGUAAUAUAGUAAUGCUCCCGGGAAUAUGUUUAAAGUACAGGCCGAUUUGAAUAACAAAUGAGUUAGGUAAUCUCGGGGAGACAUUUACCGGCAUUCUGUAUAGGUUAGGAUUUUUUUCCCCAACGCACUGUAUACAUGUACAUACAUAACGCCGGCGAAAAUGUAUGCCAAAAUAAACAACUUACAAUUUUUUAAACGUAUCAUUACAUCUUCGUCUAUAACUUAGAUGUAACCCACCAAUUAUUGGCUGCUAUCAAAUCCAAACUUUAAAUUAUAUAUUUGUACGAUGAGAUUUUACACACUACUUCAUAACCCGCAGCUUCAGUUAAACUAAAUCAACGCCCCAUAAAGCACAGCGCCAUAAAUCACUUCCGCAAUGCGUUAGUCACGUGGUCAGAAACGCGCGAAAACCUGAGCUGUUGGGUUCGACACGGGGACUAUAUUCUUAGCAAAUCUUGACUGUCACCGGUAUAUGAUAACAAUGUAUUAUGACGUAUUAAAACAAUUCACCAUGAAGCACAUCAAAGACAAUCAGUUAAAACAACGAUAACUGAGUAGUGAUUAAUUCGUAUUAUCUGUACUCAUCCGUGUUAAUAGCUGCAAUAAUUCUUAAUCACGGCUACAAUUGAUACUCUAUUCGGGGCUUUGAGCAAGUAAAAUUAGGUUUAAUUACAAAAUGAUGACAGUUUGCGUGGAAAUAAGUAAUUAUGUUACAGUUAUUCUGUAUUUUCUAGCAAAACGGAAGACAUCAGUAGUGGACUACUCGAACCAAUAAUAAAGAGUUGUUUUAAUAAAUUGAUAAUUGUGUUUUAAUAUGUAUCUGUUUUCUUUGAAUUAAUAAAGUGUUAUGUAUUACCCGUGGUAUUUUGUCACAAUGAAGCAAAACCAAGAUGUUUUCUUAGGGAGCCAGACUUUGUUUGUAUAUAGAAGAGCUUGAAUCUGAUGAUUACAUUGUAUUAACCACCUGAAUGGGUCAAAUUUAAACAAUGACAUGGCUUCCUGUAGAUUUGUCGAAAGCCUUUGUCUCUUAGCUUGGUGGUUGAGAAGUAUUAUCGUUUGUUUUAUAUAAAAUUAAUUGGAGUAAAUAGAAUCAAAGAACUUUUGCCGAUACCUUGUACGUAUAAAUGGCAGGUUAUAGUCGAAUGGUUUAUUUCGAGAUUAUUCAAUACGACAGGUUAUCAUUAAUUCAAUACGGCAUCAUGUGGAGAAAUCAAACCAAGGAGUACUCGCAUUAUCUGGUUAAGUUUGACGACGGUGGCUUACUGAUUGUUCCCAGAAGUAGGAUAUUAGAAGAGGGUAGGAUUGCGGAGAAUGGGAAGUACAAGGUGCAAUAUAACAAACCCGAAGAUGUGUCUGACGCUGUUAUUAUAAAGACUGGAGACUACUUGACAUUGUCAAGGCUAAAGAGGGAGAUGGGACAAAAGAAGAAAGAUGAGCAUCAAAAGAACCCCAGUACAAUCCCGACACCAAAGCGUACCUUAACGACGAGUCGCUUACCCCAACCGAAAAGAAAGAAAAUGGCAUCAGUUAUCCGUCGAACGACGCUAGAAAGUUUCAGUUCCAAUGACCCACGUGAUCUGUCAAUUUCUAAUGUAUCCUCGAGCUCCUAUUCAACUAGCUCAACACCAGAAUCAGUCUUCCAGGCAUCAUCAAGAAUACCAGUGCCCGUACGUGUAACAGUACCCCGAGAUGUCGAAUCGCCCUCUACGUCUGAAGAACAGUCCCUCCUGCAAGCCCUGCCAGAUUUACAAGAUUGUGAAAUUACAUGUAGGCAGCUUUUUAGGACACCUAAUAGGAACAGGCAGAAAACACUCUCAGCAGUAGAAAGGUACAUGAAGACAAUGAAUAAAAAGCAGCAUGAACUACAACUAGAAGUCAAGGGACUGCGACAAGAAUUAAAGGAUAUGAAUAAUCUUGUUUUGUUGAUACUACAGAGACUCCCCCCUCAUGGCGAGGGACAAGAUCAGCAGAUACCACCAGUACCUAGUCCCCAGCCCGCCACACAGACGCUGCCAACGCCUGAAACUGACACAUCAAAAUUUGGUGAUAUCCCACCGGAAUUUCGUAUUUCUGCUGAAGAUCUGAACGCCAUGCACCUCCAUGCUUUUAAUGCCGGCCAUUUCGCAACUAAAAUAGUACAAAGACUUUUUCCGGAACUGACCGGACCCGACAACUUACGGCAGAAAUAUUCGUAUUUCGGUGGGGGUAGAUGCAAUAAGCUAGAACUCGAUACACGACGGAAAUCAUUCGUCGUAAGAUAUGUUUUACAUCAUUAUCCUCAAGUGCAAGAAAAACAUGCCUGGCAAGAGCGCGUGGUCGUAAAGAUUAACGAAUUUCUAAGACGAAAAUGAAUUUUAUGUGUGUAUAGACAAAAAAAUUUUUAAAUAGAAAAAAACAAACAUUUUAUGUGUGUGUGUAGACAAAAUAUUUUUUAAAAAGAAGAAAAAAAAGGUGUUUGCGAUGGAUUUGAAUACAUUGUUUACCAAGUGUCAAGACUUUAUGUGAGUAAAUACAUGUACUAACUGCAAUAAAAAAUGAAUUCACUUUUAGUGCAUGUAUGAUUAUUAAAUUUUGACUGUAAAAUAUUAUGAUUUGUAU
Molecule: messenger RNA, 2928 nt
Organism: Patella vulgata (common limpet)
Lineage: Eukaryota; Metazoa; Mollusca; Gastropoda; Patellidae
Exons: 2
Coding region: 1455-2681 (408 amino acids)
Biological process (GO): rDNA heterochromatin formation
Cellular component (GO): heterochromatin
Molecular function (GO): DNA binding
Source: RefSeq, a predicted model, not a curated record